Messenger RNA from Felis catus (domestic cat), 2484 nucleotides. Its product is annotated as membrane cofactor protein. The transcript is spliced from 15 exons. Gene Ontology annotation, cellular component: cell surface. The coding region runs from base 133 to 1203 and encodes 356 amino acids. Gene Ontology annotation, biological process: negative regulation of complement activation, classical pathway. The record is from RefSeq and is a predicted model, not a curated record. Lineage: Eukaryota; Metazoa; Chordata; Mammalia; Carnivora; Felidae.
CACAUUAUCUAAUUAGGCAGAGAAGGAAAGGUAGCCAGAGGACAAGCUGAAAACCAGGGUGGUUUGCUAUCCUGGAAACCAAGGAGAGAGCUUUUUGGGCAGGAGACAGCUAAGAGUCAUCAAUGGCUACACAUGUUAUACACAGGAUCACUGUCUAUGAAAGUCAUAUUUGGAAUUCUAUCUUCUUUAUCUGCUUUCAAGAUAGUUACUGAAAUUGAAUGCAUAAACCAGGAAUACUUGUAUAAUUUAAUCAGGGAUGCCUGUGGUGAACCACCAAAAUUCGAAACGAUGAAGCUCAAGGGUAAACCUAAAAAAUAUUAUGAGGUUGGAGAGAAAAUAUAUUAUGAGUGUCUUCCAGGACGCAUUACUGUGUUUCCUGUCAUGGCUUAUUGUGAGCAGAAUCACUCGUGGUUCCCUCUCCAAGAAGCUUGUAUGAAAAAAGAAUGCGAUAGGCUAUCACUUCAACAUGGUGAAGUUGUUGCCCCAAAUAAAACCUUUUCGUUUGAUCACGAAGCUCACUUUUAUUGUGAUGAGGGUUAUUACUUAGUUGGGCAACAAGUUAUAGUUUGUAACCUUCGUGGAAAUGACGUGUAUUGGAGUGAUAACCCCCCACAAUGUAAAAAGAUUUACUGUCAACCGCCUGCAAAAAUAAAUAACGGAAAAUACAGCAAUAGCCACAGAACUAUAUUCGAAUAUAAUGAAUUAAUAACUUACAGUUGUAAUCCUUCACAAGGAUCAGACGAAUUUUCACUUGUUGGAGACAGCAAACUUAUUUGUGUUGGGAAUAACAAGUGGAGUAGUGACCCUCCUCAGUGUAAAGUGGUCAGAUGUGAACAUCCAGUACUUGUGAAUGGAAGACUGGUAUCAGGAGUCAGAGAAACCUAUUCCUACCAAGCAGUGGUUCUAUUUGAAUGCCUCCCAGGUUUCUACCUUAAUGGCAGCAACCCAGUGUUCUGUGGUGGGAGAAAUACUUGGGAACCUGAGAUGCCGACAUGUAUUAAAGGUUUCAAGCCUACUCAUCCAACCAAACCUCCGGUUUCAAAGUAUCCAGGCUAUCCUGAGCCCAAUGAAUCAGCAUUAUUUCAAGAACUGGAGGAAUUAGAUGCAGGUAUCAUUGCUGUGAUUAUUCUUACUAUCCUUGUCGGCCUUGCAGUACUUUGCACCUGCCUGUACAGAUGUCUUCAAAGAAAGAAAGGCUUUUAAAAACUUGAACCAUUUUCUGUGGCCGUGGCAAGCCUUGUGCCGAUCUAUGGAAAUCAAGCAAGAGCUCUGCCAUCCUGGUGCUUAGGGCUGGUGGCUUCAGUGAGAAUCUGGAAACCACCAUUGUUGAGAUGACAGUUAUGGUGUUUGGGAAGAUGGUCAACUGGUCACCCAGCACCACCUGAAAAGGCUCCCAGGAAAACACCCCUUCCAUUUGCAAUCGAUGUUCAUUAUUGGAGAAUUCCUGGUGUAGGACCCCAUGGGACUGCGCUUCAAUUUCGUGUGUAGCAUUUUCUUUGGCACAAUCUUCUUUCUUUUACCCAUCAUCGUGGCCGGUUGGAUAAUUGUGAAGCACAAACAAGGCGAAACUACAGAUGAAAAAUGUAAGGAGAGUAUCCAUUUACAUCCUCAAGAAGACAGCGGUGUAAGUCCUCAAACUGUGCAAACAAAUCAGGAGAACAGCGGUGUCCUUCCUUGACAAAGUAUAUAAAGCUGGAGAACACCUCGAAUUAAAAUGUUGGUCGGGAAGGAAGCGAUUCAUUUCAACAGAAUAAGAUGUGAAACGCAUAAAAUCCCAACUGGAAGUGACCUCACAGAGAUGCAAGCAUGUGCACUUGAAGAUGCCAAAGUGUCCCCGGAUCUAGGAAAAGCUCCCUCCUCUUAGUUUGGAUUACUGUCACUCCUUCACCCUCUGUCCUUGUGCUCAAAGCACACACCAUCCAUUUAGGGGAAAAGACUGCCCUUGGGCUAUAUAAAUAGCUUCACUUACUUAAAGGACAAAGGGGUUGCCUAGGAUCUUGGUUUACCAGUGUGUUAUUUUCCUUUCUUAUUUUCAAAUGUCCAUACUAUGGAAUGGGCUCAUUAACGAGAGUGUGAAAAUCCAGAGGGACGAUGUGAAAAACAAAUAAGUCACAUAGAAUUAUACUACUCUGUGAUAACCACUGGUAAUAUUUCGAUUCAUUUUCUGCUAACCUUUCUUCAUGUAUGUUUCUUUAUACACAAGUCUUACUUAAAUAGUUAGGUUUUCUGUUAUAGAGCAAAACCUCCUCCUAUUAGAUCUGAGUAAAAUAUAGCUAAAUCAGUUUUUACUUUCCUUAGAAAAAAGGAUAUUUUCUGUUUAUUAAAAAAAAACAUUAAAUGAUUCUGGAGAAGAGGUUUUCAAGAGAAAUAUCUGAAACAAUGAAUUUUGGAUAUUCCUAAGUUGAUUUUCAAAAGCACUUUUACUCUAUUCUUUACAAAAACAUAACUAUUUUAAAUAAAAGAAUAAUUUUAUUAUAAAAGCAA